GAAGCUACGUCCGAUCUGUCAGGAAACGCACUCUCACUUCCCCCUUUCCCCCACCGGAUCUCCUCACUGGCUCGACCCCAAUCGCUGCGGUCGCUGGUGAAGUCGGCUGUUUCACCCCAGCCGUGGCUCACACGGCCUGAAUCGGUGUUCUGUCGCGUAGAUUGCUCCCCCGCAUAAGGUGCUCGGGGUGCUCCGUGGUACAGCGAACAGAGAAGUUGCUGUACCGGGGAACGGCGACGUGUAGGUCGCUCACUGAAACGAUGGAGUCCGGCGGUGUGACAGCGUCCCUUACCGAGGCAUGGCGUUACCUGAUGUCCAAGAGGGACCCCAGGACAAAGGACAUGCUCUUCAUCGGUGACCUCCGCUUCAUAGUUACCGUGCUGGGGCUUUACCUGUACAUCGUGUACCACGGGGGCCCGCGGUUCAUGCGCAACCGGCAGCCCUACAACCUGAAGGGGGCCAUCAUGGCCUACAACUUCGCGAUGGUUGUGCUCAACCUGUUCUUCAUGUUCAAGUUCUUUCAGCACUCCUUCUGGUACGGUGGGUACAGCUUCUUCUGCCAAGGCAUGACGCACUCUACCGACUAUCACGCGCUCAUGCUUCUCGACUACUCGUGGUGGUACUUGUUCGUCAGGAUCGGCGACUUCCUGGACACGUUCUUCUUCUUGCUGCGCAAGAAGUUCUCGCACCUUACCGCUCUCCACGUCUCGCAUCACGCCCUGGUCGUCUGGAGCGGCUGGCUGUGGCUCGCCUUCGGUGGCGACGGCCAGGUGUUGCUCGGCAUGUGCGUGAAUGCCGGAAUGCACGUGGUCAUGUACACCUACUACUUCCUGGCGUGCCUCGGGCCGUCGGUACAACAGUACCUCUGGUGGAAGAAGUACAUCACCACGAUGCAGAUCACGCAGUUCGUCGUGCUCCUUAUUCACAUCUGCAUCCCGCUCUUCUACGACUGCGGCUAUCCGCGCAUCAUGAUCGGCCUAGCCUUCGCGCAGGGCUUGCUGGGCUUGGUGCUUUUCAUAAACUUCUACAUUCACGAGUACAUCAAGAGGAAAGGAAUGAAGAGGGGUGCUGCCAAGGUGAUAGACAGUGACGCCGCUCAUACUCAAGCGACAGCACGGGCCCCAGGCGAAAGGCCGAAGAAAGCCUAAGUUUCUAAGAGUCACUACAUUGUGGAUAUGUUUCGAAGACUAGUUUAUUGUCACUAUCGCGUGAGUACGGGUGUCAGUGACGCCUUCGCGUGUUUUAUAUUUGCUUGAAAGCUGCAUUUUGUAGCCUACGAUUUGUGAAUGCAAGCACCUGCUCUGAACUGUACUGAACCGCGGGACGCUAUACUAAGGCUUCACUAACUGCUAACAGGUAGUUCAUCUGUUCAGUUUUGUAAUGGGAAGUAGCGGCCCCUCGGAUAUACUUUUCUCAGCAACAGUUCCAUAAGUGUCAGCACCAUAAAGCUUUGUUAUGGUGUCACUGUAUAGAGCUUCCAAGUAGCGCUUUUGAUGUGUGUCAUUUGUUGUUGUUGUUGCCAUAGCAGCGUGCUUUCGCAUGGUGCACCCACUAUUGUUUCUCGCCGCAAGUGACAACCAACAUGUUCACCGUCUUGUAGCACUGUUUUGUUUUUCUUGUUACGUUUUGUUUUUUAGAAGAGUCUAUGCAUUUAUUCAAUAAAACGGGUCAAACCACUUGA
Rhipicephalus microplus (southern cattle tick) is the source of this 1681-nucleotide messenger RNA. Its product is annotated as very long chain fatty acid elongase 1. Gene Ontology annotation, molecular function: fatty acid elongase activity. Lineage: Eukaryota; Metazoa; Arthropoda; Arachnida; Ixodida; Ixodidae. The record is from RefSeq and is a predicted model, not a curated record. Gene Ontology annotation, biological process: fatty acid elongation, polyunsaturated fatty acid; sphingolipid biosynthetic process; very long-chain fatty acid biosynthetic process. Gene Ontology annotation, cellular component: endoplasmic reticulum membrane.